This is a messenger RNA of Stegodyphus dumicola, 1391 nucleotides long. Its product is annotated as splicing regulator SDE2. The record is from RefSeq and is a predicted model, not a curated record. Gene Ontology annotation, cellular component: nucleus. NCBI's taxonomy places the organism in Eukaryota, Metazoa, Arthropoda, Arachnida, Araneae, Eresidae.
CACAUUGUCAUGAUCAAUAUUUUGUAGAGGAUUUUACUUUUUAAGUGACGUGAAAAUGAUAUUUAUUCGCUAUCCAUUUCAUUCUGAUAUUAAGUAUGUUCAUGUUAACUCUGAUUAUGUAAAGUCCGAUUUGUUGGAAGAUUUCGUUACAUCUAAUUUGGAUAUUUAUGACUUCUCAUUGUAUCAUAAUGGAAAGAAGCUUGAUAGAGGAAGCGAUGUUUCAAAUGGAUCUACGGUCUAUGUUAGUUUCUCAUUGCCAGGAGGGAAAGGAGGUUUCGGAUCCAUGUUGCGUGCCAUUGGCGCUCAGAUUGAGAAAACAACUAACAGGGAAGCUUGUCGAGAUUUGAGUGGUAGAAGAUUGAGAGAUAUUAAUGAAGAGCAACGAUUGAAGAAGUGGCUUGCAAAAGAAGCUGAGAGAGAAGCAGAAAAGCUGAGACGACGAAAAGAAAGACUUGAGCGUCUAAAAUCAAAGCCAAAACAUAAUUUUGUAGAUUUUGAAUUUGAAAAGGAGAUAUCAGAGUUGCCUGAACGUGUUGAUGAUGCUGUUGCUAAAGGUCUACAGAAAGCUACUACAAAUCCUGCCAUAAAACGAGAAGCUAGCGAGCCUGCAUGUUCAUCCAAAAAGAAAUGUGUCUGGCUGGAUGAGGAUAUUAGUAGUGAAUCAAGUUCUAGUGAAGCUGAGAGUCAGGAAAAAGAUUUUUCUGCAACUAAUUCUGAAAUUUCUAAUGAUAAAGAUUAUUCUAACCAGAGUAGUGUUUCAGAAAGUAUAAGCAGGGAAAUUUCUGAAGAUUCUCUAGAAUUGAACACUGAUAAAGAUGAAGAUGAAGCAAAUAAUGUAGGAUUCACUAAAACUGAGUUUAGACAAACUGUAAAUGAAGAAACAGCAUUGGAGAAAUGUAACUUUGAAACCAGUAAUGAAUCUUCAUCAAUAGUGCAAGAAAGGAAUAGCUUUGAAAUCAGUGAUGAGUCAUCAUUGAUGAACCAAAGUCCAAAUGAUAAUAAUGUUCCAGAAGAAAGAAAGAAAGAAACUGAAGAACACUGUAAAAGAAAUUCUCCAUCUGUUGAAAAUCAUCCUGUUGUCAAAGAGGAGGAUAAUUCUCCUAUAGAUCUUCUCAGUUAUCAAAGUGUUGCAGAACUAGAAGCUCUUGGUCUGGAGAGAUUAAAAACCGCUUUGAUAGUUCGAGGUUUAAAAUGUGGUGGAAGCAUUUCGGAUCGGGCACAAAGAUUGUGGAAAAUUCGAGGUUUAGAGCCACAUGAAUAUCCACCAAAUUUGUUGGCUAAAAAGAAAAAAUAAACUGUCAGAGCAUUUGCUUUAAUAUCAUAUGCAUAUAUUUCGUAAUCUUGUUAAUAUUUUAAUUUUAAAUAAAAAUAAUAAUUAUUUUUUGCUUGCA